CGUGCUGCGGGAUACCGGUGCAACGUUCAAAAGCAUGAAACGCAUGCCGUCUAUACCCUAAGCAGUAUUUCGCCUUCUGCUUUACCAACAACAUCAGCGCAAUUGGCACAUCCUCGGAAUUGCCUCUUGCGAAUUGACAGGCUGACCAGGGUGCCGAGCCCUAAGGCGUCCAAUAUUGCUUAACGCCUUCAUCUAUACAAACUCCAGCCAGCCCAGACGACAGCACAUCCCGAGAGCAGUAGGACACAGUCUACCCGACAAGAUGCCAUUCUAUCAAGACUACAGGCUCGCUGCCAUACCAACCGCCAUCGGAGCCAUUUGGGGAGCAUAUCAGGCGUAUCAACUCGCAUCAUUCAUACAGCUCUACUUCCUGCGCAAGAGUACACUGAAGCGAUAUCUCAAGCCAAAUCCUAGCGGAGAGCCAGCCUGGGCGUUGAUCACGGGGGCGACAGACGGCAUCGGUCGUGGCUUCGCGGAGGAGCUGUGUCAGCAAGGCUUCAAUGUGAUCGUCCACGGCCGCAACCCAGAGAAGCUUGAAAACGAGAGAAAGAAGCUGCUCUCGCGUUGGCCAGAGCGUUCGGUGCGGACGUUAUGUAUUGAUGCAGCGAACGAAGACGGCAAUGUUGAAGCUCUGGAGAAAGCCGCCGCAGAAUACCGAUUACUCGACCUCCGCAUCCUGGUCAACAAUGUCGGCGGAACAGGCAGAAUGGUGUCUUCUGUCCCACUCCACCAGCGAACAGCCGAAGAAUCGCGCUUCUUCGUCGACAUGAACCUUCGUUUCCCAACAGAGAUCACACGAAUUCUCCUUCCACAGCUUCGCGACAACACACCAUCACUCAUCUUGAACCUCUCGAGCGUGACGGCGAAUUUCGGCAUACCCUAUCUGUCCAUCUAUUCCGCUGCCAAGGGAUACAAUCAGUCAUUUUCUCGAUGUCUGACUGCGGAGAUGAAAGCAGAAGGGGUCGACGUGGAAGUGAUCGGACUCGUGGUUUCCGCUGUGGCAACGGAUCAUUACACCAGGCCCCAGAGUAUGUUUGUGCCCAACUCCAGGAAGUUUGCACAGGCUGCAUUAGGUGUUGUUGGCUGUGGUAGGACGAUUGUGGUGCCGUACUGGGGUCAUCGAGUACAGAGUUGGUUGCUAGAGCUUAUGCCUACCAAGAUCAAGGAGAGCUUGAUGGUCGAUGCUGGAAAGACCGAGAAGAAAAAUGAGGAAAGUGGAGCAACUGAUGUGAAGGCCCAGAAGAGCGAAUAGAGGCAAGGGGCAGUGCACAGAUUCAAGGAUUCAAUUCAUCCCCAACCGACGACUGCUAUUUUGCCAGAUCUCGACCCUCAUUGGCUCGGUACCGCUGGUGGGGACAGAGAGACUGCAAGUGAAGUGGCUCUCUCUGAUCGUCGCUCGACUCUCGCUCUACCAUAUUUCCAGCUCUGUUAGCUCUACACUGCCGAGAAACUCAGAGAAAGCCAACGUAGCACUCAUCUCUACGAGUUCAACAAUACUCAGUCCGCCACAUC
Molecule: messenger RNA, 1512 nt
Organism: Cercospora beticola
Lineage: Eukaryota; Fungi; Ascomycota; Dothideomycetes; Mycosphaerellales; Mycosphaerellaceae
Product: SDR family oxidoreductase
Cellular component (GO): endoplasmic reticulum
Molecular function (GO): oxidoreductase activity
Source: RefSeq, a predicted model, not a curated record